Molecule: messenger RNA, 4071 nt
Organism: Marchantia polymorpha subsp. ruderalis
Lineage: Eukaryota; Viridiplantae; Streptophyta; Marchantiopsida; Marchantiales; Marchantiaceae
Source: the annotation of a GenBank genome assembly
UGGGACGGGAAAGAAGACAAGAAUUGCGAGUCUCGGGAGCGGGACAUGUCACAGUCGGUCGUCAUCAUCGAGGAGCCACGACGAGAGUGGAUCCGUCAGAGCAAGGUUGCUGUGAGUGAGUUCAGCAGGUUUUCUAGUUUUAGGGUUGUAGUACAUUCUCCUUACAUCUGAGAGACAAAGGUCGACACUCGAAUGGAAAUGCAUUCAUUCAUUCAUUCAUUCAUUCAUUCAAUGUGAUGGUUGAAUUCUCUUGAAAUGGGAAAAGAGGAGGAGGAGAAGAAUGUCCAAGGUGCGAUCGUCGUGCAUGACAAGGACGAUCGCUCCCGGAAGAGGAAGCUGCUGGAUGCAUCAUCGGGAGCAGCUUGGGGAGCCAACUCGUACUCUGUUGCUAAAAUCAACUCCUUCAAAGAGAGCGCGAAUGAUCCUGGCUUUGACGAUUUUGGCAGGUACUUUGCAGAGAAGCAACGCAAGUUGAGGGAGCAAUAUCAUGCAGAUUCCUCUAGUAAAGCUUUAAGAGAUGCAGCAGCGGCAGCUGCUGCUCAGCACAGUGAUCAUAAAGCUGGUAGUUCCUCUGAGAUGGUUUCUGCGAAAUCAAACACCAUAUUUCAAGGAGUGUCUAUAUUUGUCGAUGGAUUUACUACUCCCACACAUCAGGAACUGAGAUUCAUCAUGAUGAAUAAUGGAGGAAUCUUUGAGAACUACUUUUCAAGGCAGCGAGUCACUCACAUCAUUUGCAGCACUCUUCCGGACAAUAAGAUUAUGAAUCCAAGGAUGCUUAGUAGAGGGUUGCCAAUCGUUAAGCCGGAGUGGAUUGUCGAGAGUAUGAAUGCGAACAAACUACUUCCUUGGGAGAACUACCAGCUUGAACGAAUCGCGUAUGCUCACCCCGGCCAACAAACAAUUGCUGCCAGAUUUGCUGCUUAUAGAGAAGCUUCUCCAUCCACAAAUGCGCUCGUUUCUGUUGAUUCAGAAACUGCCUUCCAAGUUGGUUCCAUGGAGGGUUCAGUUCAUUCUGUUGCCAAGGUUGGGCCCGUAGAUACUUUGGCAUUACAAAAUGAGAGAGCUGGCAAGUCAUCUGAACCCGAUGGUUUCAGUACCGUGCAAAUCGAAUCCCAAGAGAAGCUCCAAAUAUUGCCUGAGAAUUACAAAGCACCGGUGUGCCUUGAUAUGGUGCCUUUCGUGCCCUCAGACAGUGCCCAGGAAAAGAUCAAAGAAGAUACUGAGGCAGAUAACUCAGCUCUAAACAUUGCGAAUGACGUCCAUGCCCUUGAAGCAAAUCAUCUGGGUAAAAAUGACCACCAAAAGCUUGCUUCAGGAGAGUUCGUUAACCGGCCCUUUCGUUCUUCUCUGAGUGACACAGACUUCGUGAAAAACUUUUUCAAGUUUUCCAGGCUCCACUUCAUAGGAACCUGGCGAAACAGAUAUCAAACUCUAGCAAGCAGUUUUGGGAAGGACGGAGCAGUGAAGAGUAAAGAUCGUGAAUUGAUGGAGGCAAAUCUUGAUGGAAAACCCAUGAUUAUUCAUCUAGAUAUGGAUUGCUUCUUCGUAUCAGUGGUGGUCAGGAACCGCCCAGAUUUAGUUGGAAAGCCAGUUGCUGUUUGCCACUCUGACAGCGAAAAAGGAACCGCAGAAAUUUCUUCGGCAAAUUAUCCUGCAAGGUCCUUUGGAAUCAAAGCAGGAAUGUACGUUCGAAGUGCGAAGGCACUUUGCCCGGACUUGAAGAUUGUGUCCUAUGAUUUCGCGGGAUAUGAAGAGGUUGCUGAUAAAGUUUAUAACAUUUUGCAUCGACAUUGCACGAAGGUGGAGGCCGUCAGCUGUGACGAAGCGUUUCUGGACGUCACCGGCCAUCCAGAUCCUAUUGAUCUAGCUUCAAGAAUUAGAGAGGAAAUAUAUGCAGCAACUCGAUGCUCUGCUAGUGCCGGCAUUGCUGAAAAUCUUCUCCUGGCUCGACUAGCCACAAAGAGGGCUAAACCAAAUGGCCAGUUCGCAAUCAAGUCGGAGGAGGUACGACAAUUCAUGGCUGCUCUUCCCGUUGAUGAGCUUCCAGGAGUUGGUUGGGCUCUUCAGGAGAAACUCCAUAGUAAGAAAUUGUACACUUGCGCUGACCUGCUCUCUAUCUCAAAGGAAACUCUACAAAAGCAGUAUGGCACCAAAACAGGCAACAUGCUUUGGUGUUAUGCUCAAGGCAUCGAUGACCGGGAGGUCCAGCCUGCGCAAGAGCGAAAGUCCAUCGGAGCUGAAGUGAAUUGGGGUGUUCGCUUCGAGUGCAUGGAUGAUGCACAAAAAUUUUUGGUAACUUUGAGUAAUGAAGUGGCCAGCCGAUUACAGAGUGCUGGUAGUUGUGGUCGGACAAUUACUCUUAAGAUCAAGAAGCGAAGAGAGGGAGCUGGAGAACCUGCGAAGUAUCUUGGUCAUGGGAUUUGCGACAGCCUCAGUCGCAGUGAGACGGUUGGACACCCUACCAAUAGUGCUGAAAUCUUGUUGAGAAUCGGCCGACAACUCUAUGCAUCGCUGCACAUAGAUCCUGAAGAUGUUCGUGGAAUGGGCCUUCAAGUUUCUAGGCUGGAAUCUGUAAAUGCAGGUAAUCGGAAGAAACACUCGGCAUUAGACUCGUGGUUAGCACCACCCAACAGGCUUCAACCAGAAAAGGAGAUCCUCAACCGCAGCGUUGUCCUUGAUAAAGAGAUAACCAAACUUGACACUUCGCUGGCUCGUUCAGGCCCUUUACAGAAAGAACUUCCAGUGCCGGACCAGGCAUUGCCCUUGAGGAUAGCACCACUUUCUAUGCGUCCUGAAGCGAACGAGGUGAAACACGAGGAAACUUACGAAUCGAAACCUGUGAGAGAAAAAGAGUCGGAGCAAAGGUGUUUACCAAAUACUGCAGCACAUGCCGCACCUUCAGAAGAAAGGAGAACUGUCCAGCAGGUGUUGCAUGGGAAAGAACACAAGGUCAUCAAGCUACAAACACCUCCAAAGGGCCAGAGACAAAAAAUCAGUCCACUGUCUAAAAAAGGUAAAGGCAAGAGCAUCGCCAACAAGUCAAAACGUUCACCCUUGAACUCCGGGCUAGAGCUACAACCAGUAUCUCGACUUCCGACCCAUCCAAAAGCUGCUCGGAAAGUUUCAUUUGCUGGAGUUGAGCACGGUGAUGCAUCAGGCCGAAAACCUGUCACCCCAGAGCCACAACCAGUGCAAGAUACCCAGCACGCCUACUAUUCAGCUUCUGGACAAUCCGUUAAAAAGUCUGAUCUGGUCGAUCAUAGUUUCGUUCAACAGAUUCUAGAUUGGGUAAGCACAACAAAUACUACUCGCGGGCUUUCAUCUCAUCUGCUGUCUUCGCGCUGCUACCUGCCAGUGAGUGAAAGUGCAGAUACAACAGGUUUGGAGAAGCUUAUUCACCAGUGCGUGAAGCUCUUGACACAGUACAUAAGGACUACGGCAUCUGGAAAUCUUGAAGAAGUACACCUUAGUCUUCUCUAUAUGAAGAGGCUCGGAGGCAGGUGCAAAUUGUGGAGAGCUGUGGAAGAAGUGGCCAGACCUGCUUUCAAAGACAUUGUCGCUGAGCUGUAUGGAGGAAAACUAGCGAUAUCAUAGCUAAUUUUCACCACCUUGUGGAGCAGACAUUUAAAAAUCUAUGUGUCUAAUACAUUGGUGAUGAGCAAUCCACUUCCUCCAAACAACAGUCCGUGAAAGUGGUCCUCGGCGCCAACAUUUCAUUGUAUAUUUUGUUCAGGGCAGAUUAAAUGAUAGAUUUAUCUCGUGAAAGUUGAGGUUCCUAAUCAUACAAGAGAAUAUAGGAGCCAGAAAUUAUUAUUCGUUCCAAUGAAAAUCCGUGAGUUGAUGAAACUGGGCUUCAAACCCAGUUUCAUAAAGUCAUUGGGUUUCCUCAAGGGACAAUGUAGCGAUAGCAUUGGUCGCACUCGUCAACCUAGUGAUGAACGAUUCGUAGCUAUCUUGCUAAAGUCAAAUUAUAGGUGAUGAUGGUUUCACCUUAUUACCAUGUAUCCAUGUAUCUGCUAGGACUCAUAUAUAUGUCAAACUAAUCCAAAGCCUGUGAAAGCAGGAUUACGC